AUGGAGGAUCUUUAUGACGAGUUCGGUAACUACAUCGGCGAGGCCGACUCCGACGAGGAGCAAAAUGAGCAGGUCCCCGAGGCGUUCAAGUUUGAUGAAGCAUUUGAAGAUGAAGAGGAGGAAGAGGACGUGAACGACCAGCAGUUAAUGGAGGUCGAUGAUGGACCUUCAAACGCCGUCAUUUUGCACGAAGACAAGCAAUAUUAUCCUAGCGCACAACAACUAUACGGUACCGAUGUCGAGACCAUGGUCCAAGAGGAAGAUGCGCAACCUCUAUCGGAACCCAUCAUCGCCCCCGUCCAACAGAAGAAAUUUGCAAUCGCCGAAACAGAGCUCCCUCCCGUUUAUUUCUCUCGCGAAUUCAUGUCAGAUCUGCUCAACUUCCCCGAUCAAAUAAGAAAUGUCGCAGUUGUGGGCCACCUGCACCAUGGAAAGACUGCGUUUAUGGAUAUGCUGGUUCGACAGACACACGACCUGACGGAACGUCUUGAGAAGCGCAUCGGUAAGCGCAAGGAGGAGCAACUGCGAUACACCGAUGUUCACUUUUUGGAACGCGAGCGCGGUCUUUCGGUCAAGUCAGCCCCGAUGAGCUUAGUUCUCCAGGGCACCAAGGGCAAAUCCCAUCUUCUCAAUAUCAUCGAUACCCCCGGACAUGUGAACUUUGUGGAUGAAGUUGCUGCAUCGGUUCGCUUGGCAGAUGGUGUAGUCCUUGUUGUUGAUGUUGUCGAGGGUGUUCAGGCGAAUACUGAGCAGAUCAUCAAACAUGCAGUGCUGGAAGAUAUUCCCAUGACGCUGGUUGUGAACAAAAUGGACCGCCUCAUCCUGGAACUCAAGCUUCCGCCCAACGAUGCCUACUUCAAACUGAAGCAUGUGAUUGAAGAAAUCAACACAGUUAUUGAAAACGUCUUGCCAGGACAAGGUGAACGCCGACGAUUGAGCCCCGAGAAGGGAAAUGUUGCGUUCGCUUCUAGUUCGAUGAACUGGUGCUUCACAUUGCAAUCAUUCGCCAGGAUGUAUGCAGACACCUAUCCCCGACUUGACUCCACAGAGUUCGCCGCGCGACUGUGGGGAGAUAUCUUCUACAACCCCCGAAGCCGGAAGUUCACCCGCAAGGGCGUGGAAGAGAACUCCAAACGGGCUUUUGUGAAAUUCGUCCUGGAGCCUAUUUAUAAGCUUUAUUCUCACACCCUUAGCGAAAGUCCCGAGGACCUUAAGGAGACAUUAGCUUCGGUGGGCGUCCACCUGAAGCCGUCUCAGUUGAAGUCGGAUGCAACAGAGCUGCUUAACCUGGUUUGUGGGCAGUUCUUCGGCCCUCCCAGUGGUUUCGUCGAUAUGGCAGUGCAACACAUCCCUUCGCCAGUCGAGGGCGCCCAGCGCAUGCUAGAACGGUAUUAUACAGGGCCAUUGGAUUCAAAGGUUGCAAGCUCAAUGGCAGCCUGUGACCAAGAUGGACCCCUUGUGGUUCAUGUCACCAAGCUUUUCAGCAGCACUGACGCUACUGGGUUCUACUCGUUCGGAAGAAUUCUGAGUGGUACAGCUCGUCCCGGUCAGCAAGUUCGUGUCCUUGGUGAAGGCUAUACCCCCGAGGAUGAAGAAGACAUGGUUGUCGCAACUAUUUCCGACACAUGGAUCGCAGAGACUUGCUACAACAUCUCCACAGAUGGUGUUCCUGCUGGUAACUGGGUUCUCUUGGGAGGUGUGGAUAACUCCAUUGUUAAAACCGCCACCCUGGUCCCCCUUAAGCUCGAAGAAGACGAAGAACCAUUUAUCUUCCAGCCCAUUAAGCACAUGACCGAGUCGGUCUUCAAGGUCGCUGUGGAACCCGUCAACCCCUCCGAACUGCCGAAGAUGCUUGACGGUCUGCGCAAAAUUAACAAGAGCUACCCUUUGAUCUCAACCAAGGUCGAAGAGUCUGGCGAGCACAUCGUACUGGGUACGGGUGAGCUAUAUAUGGACUGUGUGCUGCACGACCUUCGUCGACUGUACUCAGAGAUGGAAAUCAAGGUUUCUGAUCCGGUGACACGUUUCUGUGAGACUGUCGUUGAGACCUCUGCGAUCAUGUGCUACUCGAUCACCCCAAACAAGAAGAACAAGAUCACCAUGAUUGCCGAGCCUCUGGAUGAAGGAAUCGCCGAGGACAUUGAAAGCGGCCGGGUCAGCAUCAAAGACCCUAUCCGGAAGGUCGCUCGCUUUUUCGAGGAUAAUUACGACUGGGAUAAGCUUGCCGCUCGCAGCAUUUGGGCAUUCGGCCCCGACGAGAUGGGUCCCAAUAUUCUCCAAGAUGAUACCUUACCGUCUCAAGUGAACAAGCAGCUUCUUGGAACUGUCCGAGACUCGAUCACUCAGGGUUUCAGCUGGGGAACCAGAGAAGGACCACUAUGCGAAGAACCCAUUCGCAAUACCAAGUUCCGACUCACAGACGUCUCCCUUGCCGAGCAAGCAAUCUACCGAGGAGGAGGUCAAAUCAUCCCAACCGCUCGUCGCGCCGUCUACUCUUCAUUCCUAAUGGCUUCCCCGCGUCUCAUGGAACCAAUCUAUUCCUGCACAAUGACCGGACCCGCUGACGCCGUGGCCUCGGUCUACACCGUUCUCUCUCGCCGACGCGGACACGUCCUCUCAGACGGUCCUAUCGCGGGUACACCGCUAUACUCCGUCCGCGGCUUGAUACCAGUGAUUGAUUCCUUCGGUUUCGAAACGGAUCUUCGCAUCCACACCCAGGGCCAAGCCUCAGUGAAUCUGGCCUUUGAUAAGUGGAGCGUUGUACCCGGUGACCCCCUGGACCGCGAUGUCAAGCUGAAGCCCCUCGAGCAGGCCGGUGCUAUGGCCACGGCUCGCGACUUUGUUCUCAAGACGAGACGUCGUAAGGGGUUGGCGGAGGAUGUUACAGUUAGCAAAUUCCUGGAACCGGAAUUAUGGAAGGGAUUGAAGGAGAGUGGUGUUUUGGACUCAUAA
Messenger RNA from Penicillium waksmanii, 2952 nucleotides. RefSeq names its product U5 snRNP component Snu114, putative. The transcript has 4 exons. Gene Ontology annotation, biological process: mRNA splicing, via spliceosome. Gene Ontology annotation, molecular function: GTP binding; translation elongation factor activity; GTPase activity. The record is from RefSeq and is a predicted model, not a curated record. NCBI's taxonomy places the organism in Eukaryota, Fungi, Ascomycota, Eurotiomycetes, Eurotiales, Aspergillaceae. The coding region runs from base 1 to 2952 and encodes 983 amino acids. Gene Ontology annotation, cellular component: cytosol; U2-type catalytic step 2 spliceosome; U4/U6 x U5 tri-snRNP complex.